AUGAAGUGUGGCACUGAGAAAUUGAAUCAGAAGGUGCCUCAGGGACAGGCUCUGCAGAAAGCCAUGGCUUUCUUACCUGCUCACAGUGAGGGUGCUGUGAACUAUUCUGACACUCACACAGCAGGCUGCCUCCUCACUGGCAUCCCUGGGCUGAAGCACCUUCAGCUGUGGAUGUCCAUUCCCUUCUGUACUAUGUACAUAGCUGCCCUGGUAGGCAAUGGCGUUCUAAUUUGUGUCAUCCUCUCCCAGCCAACCCUUCAUGAGCCCAUGUACAUAUUCCUGUGCAUGCUGGCUAGUGCUGAUGUCCUGCUGUCUACCUUCACCAUGCCCAAGACCCUGGCCAACUUCUGGCUAGGUUCUAGCCACAUCUCCUUUGAUGGCUGCCUGACUCAGAUGUUCUUCAUCCAAUUCCUCUUCGUGGUUGACUCUGCUGUACUGCUGGCCAUGGCUUUUGACCGCUAUGGCAUAUGCUCUCCUCUGCGAUACACUACAAUCCUGACAAGGAGGGUCAUGGGACAGAUUGCUGCUGCUACCCUGACCCGCAGUUUUAUAAUCAUGUUCCCAUCCAUCUUUCUCCUCAAGCGGUUGCAUUACUGCCGGAUCAAUGUCAUCGAACACACAUUUUGUGAGCACAUGGGUAUCGCCUGUCUGUCCUGUUCUGACAUUUCCAUCAAUGUCUGGUAUGGGCUGGCAGCUGUUCUUCUCUCCACAGGCCUGGACAUCAUUCUCAUUGCUGUUUCCUAUGUCCACAUCCUCCACGCUGUAUUCCACCUCUCUUCCCAAGAAGCCCGGUCCAAGGCCCUGAGUACUUAUGGAUCCCAUGUCUGUGUCAUCCUCCUGUUCUACAUCCCUGCCCUCUCUGUCUUUGCCUACAGAUUUGGUGGGAAACACAUCCCACGUUAUGUCCACAUCCUGCUGGCCAACCUCUAUGUGGUUAUCCCACCUAUGCUCAGUCCUGUGAUUUAUGGAGUAAGAACAAAGCAGAUAUUGGAAGGAGCUAAGCAAAUGUUUGCAAAUAUUACCAAAGAAUUUAAAUAG
Messenger RNA from Onychomys torridus (southern grasshopper mouse), 1038 nucleotides. Its product is annotated as olfactory receptor 52B6. Lineage: Eukaryota; Metazoa; Chordata; Mammalia; Rodentia; Cricetidae. The record is from RefSeq and is a predicted model, not a curated record. Gene Ontology annotation, cellular component: membrane. Gene Ontology annotation, molecular function: olfactory receptor activity; G protein-coupled receptor activity. Gene Ontology annotation, biological process: G protein-coupled receptor signaling pathway.